Molecule: messenger RNA, 2749 nt
Organism: Physcomitrium patens
Lineage: Eukaryota; Viridiplantae; Streptophyta; Bryopsida; Funariales; Funariaceae
Molecular function (GO): protein binding
Source: RefSeq, a predicted model, not a curated record
CCUAAUCUGGAGCGGCAUUGCCGAAGCUGUGCACAGUGGUGCGCUUUCAUUGCCAUCAACCCAGAAAUCCUCGGAGCUCCGCUGAACAAUCCACGCACCCAUCGCGGAUUUGUGGGAUUCUUUCAGUGGAUUUUCCGCCCUGAACCCAGAAUUUGAUUUCGGUGUGUCAAUCGAACAAUGCUGGGGUGGCUAUGAUUUUGUGAUCAACGUUGUGCUGGUCUUGGAGAUCAGUGUUUAUUUAUCACUGAUUCGGGAAAGGAUGUGCAUAUUGCGAUUAAACUCUGCAGUAGUGGGUUGAUCUGGUUGUGUAGAUUGCUGAGGGUGUUGGGUUUUGGUAAAUUUUUUGGGUAGUGUGAGUGGAAGGCGAGGUCCGCGUGGGAAUAUUUUGUGUGAAUUGCUGCGUGGAGUGAUUACGAUUGCGGGAAUGUGGCAGAUGUUGGUGUAGCUUGGUGAGCUGUUUAUUAAGAGGCGUUGAUGAGGUUGUUAGGUUAUGCAAAAGUGCGGGGAUGCAGGGAAGGACGCUGCGGAAUGUUCAGUCCUUUAGGCAAACUUUGUUGUGGAUGUGUAGUUUCCAAGAGAGGCUUUGGGUUGUGGAUUGCAAUGUAGGUGCAAGGGAGCGGCAAGCGACAGUGCUGCUGACGGGACUUGGAGGGCAAUGUAUAGGUGGAGAAGGUCUUGCACAAUUGUAUAGACCAUGGUUCAGAGUAUGCAGCGAAAGGAUUGGUGGGUUAUGUGAUUUGAAUGUGGUUUAUAAAUCGACAAUAGCGUCAUUAGGUUCUAGAGUGAGUGCCAGAGUGUCUUUCACCACUUUGGUCGGAGAUGAGGACGAUAGUGCUGAGCAUUGUAGAGGCGAUGAUGGUGAUGGUGGUGGUGGUGGUGGAGGCCUCCGUGGUACGAAUGAUCACGAGAAGAUUGCGAGUAGAUUUGAGAAGCUUCUUCAAAAGUGGAGCUCGAAUACGCCAUUGUUUCUGAAUGAUUUGCAGGUCCAGUUGACGCCUGCUAUUGUUUGUCAAGUAUUGAAGAUGAUUCCAAAAUCCGACGCCGCGAGGAAGUUUUUUAAAUGGGCAACGACGCAACCCGGCUUUCAACACGAUGUGUAUACAUACGCAGCGUUAAUAGACUACUACGGCAAGCGUCAAAAUUUCUCUGCCAUGGAUCAGGUUGUGGCCGAAAUGAAGGAAGCGGGAUGCCCUUUGAGCACGGUCACCUUCACGUCUCUGGUGGUUUGGCAUAGCCAGGUGAAGAAAUUGACAGGGACCCGACGGGUGUGGCAACAAAUGCUGGACUCGGGUAUUAAACCUAACGAGUACAUUUAUUCUAGUUACAUUGAUGCACUUGUAAAGGGCGGAUGUCACGAGGAAGCUAUAAUGGUCUUCAAAGAGAUGCAGGAAGCUGGCUGUCGGCCCAACAUAUUCACCUACUCUGUCGUCAUCCUUAGUCUCGUGGAAUCCAUGCAGCUCGAAGCCGCCUGUGAACUUUACGAAAGAAUGACGAAGCUCCAGUACAAACCGAACAGCACAGCGUACUCUGUCCUCAUUAGGGCACAUGCCAAAGGACCAGAUAUGGAGAAGGCUAUUUACUUCUACAGAGAGAUGAUAGACUCGGGCCUGACACCUUCCCAGUCCUUGCGUUCACUGCUCUCUGAGGCUUUGACGAAACAAGGGCGGUUGAACGAAGCAGAGGAACUGACCCAAAUCAGUGCAGCCAUGGCUGGGGAGAAGCUCAAGAGCAAAGAGCUGGAAGCCGUCCUUCAUGGCAGUCUACCCAGGCCAGAAAGACUCGCAGAGCUCCUGCGAGACUGGGGACCCGAAACGGAACUUGCGCUGGAGAGAGUUAAGCUAAAGCUCCGACACCCUUAUCUUUUGAAUGUGUUGACCCUUGUGAGCGGUGAGCCAGAAGUUGCAUGGCGGUAUUUCGAGUGGGUGAGAGCUCAAGAAAAUUAUAACCCUACGCGGCAUAUGUUCACCCGCAUAUUGGACAUCGUUGGGAAGACGGGUCAUGGUGCAUUACAAAAAGAGAUUAUCUUGGAGGCCGAGGCACAAGCUGGAGGGAAUGCAGUGACGUAUGAUAAAGUGAUCAAAAGUUAUUGUCUUUCCAAGCAUACAGACGCUGCUCUUCUGGUAUUUGAACGCAUGAAAGAACAAGGUAUUCAGCCAGACGCCAACGUAUACACCACACUAAUAGAUGUGCUUUCAAGAACACGUGGCCAUACGCAGGCUAUGGAGAUGUAUGCUGAAAUGGUGAAAGCAAAAUGCAAGCCUACCGUCGACACCUACACAGCAAUUUUACACAGCCUGGCAAGAUCUGGGAGAGUGAAAGCUGCGAUCACCUUAUUUGAGAAGCUGCCAUCAUUCGGUGUUCCUCCCAGUAUUGCGACCUACACUAUCUUACUGAAAGCGUGCCUUAAAGCGGAUGAAUUAGAAACGGUCUUAAAACUCUAUGCUGGGAUGCGAAGAGAUGGACUUACUCCUUCAAGGGCGAUUCAUAGAAUGGUUACCAGAGGUCUUCAUGCCGCAGGAAUGCAUGACGAGGCAGAUGCAUUGUCAGAAGUCCCUGUCUAUUUCCCAGACGCUAACAGAGGUGUUUCAUAUAGAACUCCAAGGGCUCGUAAGAGUAUGACAAGCAUCGUGAGUAGUUACUAUGAGUAACAGACGUUAUUGAUUGAUGCAGACUACCACUGUGUAAGAGGCUUAUACCUCAUUUCAGCUGUGUUUUUUCAAAGGUAUUCGUAGUCCCAGCCUUGCAUACA